AUGACUAAGAAAAAGAGGAAAAUUAACUCCCACCUAAAGGAAAGAAGACUUCCGGUAGCUCCGAGUGAUAGCUCUAUCGACGUCUUUGGACUCUUUUCCUUUUGGUUCUAUUUUUAUCGCAACCAUUGUUCAUCAUUCCGGAUCCGUCAAAUCGACCAUGAUGGGUUCAACUCUGUUGUUGCUCCUCUUUCACUCGAUAAUAUAGAGGUUGAAUCAUGUUCUAGUGAAGAGGAAUUGGAAUUUCAAGAAGAAACUCUAGCAGAUUCAAAUAUGGGUGAAAUUUUGAAUUCUCGCCUAAAAAAUUCAAAUUUUCAAUCUCCCGCCCAAACGGUUGCCAAGGCCGGCAAUACCUCCGACCCCGCCUGGACCCUUUCCCAACACAAUAGAGGCUCCAUUCUAGCCCGCCAACCGAGUAAUAGGACGGAACUUGAUGGCCCUCUCUUGCUUAAAUCGGUUGCCCUCUCUUCCAUUGGCCAACCUAGCUCUAAACGACCUAUCGAACCGGGUGUUUCUUCAAAACCCCACCGCCGAAUAGAGAGAUUUGUUUGCCACUAA
Dovyalis caffra is the source of this 555-nucleotide messenger RNA. The record is from the annotation of a GenBank genome assembly. Lineage: Eukaryota; Viridiplantae; Streptophyta; Magnoliopsida; Malpighiales; Salicaceae.